AUGGAGUUUGGAGAAAGGAAGAGGAGAAGGAAGUCACAGAGCUUUAAACUGGUCACGGAUGAAGAUUUUGCUGCUUCAUAUGUGACGAAUUCCAACUGCAAUGAUGUUGAUGGAGAGCCUAAGGAUGCUGCUGUUCCUGAUGUUUGGCUGGGGGACGAGGGCGUGGAGAUCAAGAGGCAAAUCACAGGGAUGAUGAGGCUUCUGAGUGAUAAGACUGGCAGGGUAUAUCAUCGUGUGGUAACAGAGCAGGACAGCUUAAUAAAGGAUCAUCAGGAAAGGCAUCUGACCUGGGUACAUCAGCCUGCACUCUCAUCUCUUGUAUUAGAUGACCACAAGAGCAACAGCUGGAACUCUGCAGGGGACCCAGGGCCUUCCCCUUCAUCCAUAUCUACCCCUAUCCAAAACGGUCCAGGCUGUGGCCAAUACAGCACCCGCUCCAAAGCCAUGAGGAGCCUCAACAAUACCAAGGAUCCGAUCAAAGUGAAUGAAGCUAAUGCAGAUGUAGUCCCUCCUGCUGCGACAGAAGCCCCCUGCUGUAUGUGUAACUGUAAGGGCACCUUACAGGCUAUUUUGCAGGAACUGCGUGCAAUGAGGAGGCUGAUGCACACUCAAAAAGCAUCCUUGGAAAAGCAAGGAGAGGCGGCCUCAUCAUGCCAAACUCGUCUUGGUUCAGGCCCCGCACCUCGCUGUAGACCCCGGAAAAGGAGGCCAAUCUAUAAAGUGGCACCUCUGAAUGUGUCAAGUAGAGCUGCUCUUGGCCCUCUGGAGGCAUUGCCACUUAUAGCUGCACCUGCUGAAUCCGCAAAGAGGGAGGAACGUGAGAAAGAGCAAUGCUCAUCUACACCCAACAGCCAUUCAGUCUCGUCUGGUGUUUCUGUUCUGCCACCUCAGAAAAAUCCAGUAACUACGAACAACAGACACAAUCCUCUCCUGAACCAACUAAAGGAACAUCAGUCAUUAGAGUCUGAGGUGCGUCUUGCAGAGGAUCAUGACGUGUAUAUCUCAAAGGCUCAGCUAGACUCCAUUCUGGUCAACUAUACACGCUCUGGCAGCCUGCUGUUCAGGAAACUGGUGUGUGCCUUCUUUGACGAUACUACGCUGGCUAACUCUCUGCCAAACGGUAAAAGGAAGAGAGGGCUCAAUGAUAACCGUAAGGGCUUGGACCAGAACAUUGUGGGCGCCAUUAAAGUGUUUACAGAGAAAUACUGCACUGAACAUAGAAUAGAGAAGUUGCCCGGGCCACGGGACUGGGUUCAGAUCCUUCAAGAUCAGAUCAAACUUGCCAGGAGGAGGCUGAAAAGAGAUGCUGCAGAAACAGAAGAAGUCUUCAGUGGACCUUCCACAAGCUCCGACUAUAGCAAGCCUGCAAGUGUGAAGGGGACGGUCGUUAACAUGACUGGUUGA
Anoplopoma fimbria (sablefish) is the source of this 1404-nucleotide messenger RNA. RefSeq names its product BEN domain containing 7 (gene bend7). Lineage: Eukaryota; Metazoa; Chordata; Actinopteri; Perciformes; Anoplopomatidae. The transcript has 10 exons. Gene Ontology annotation, molecular function: DNA binding. The record is from RefSeq and is a predicted model, not a curated record. The coding region runs from base 1 to 1404 and encodes 467 amino acids.